AUGUAUGGGGAAAUGCAUGGAAUUUGUAUGGAAAAAUGCAAAUUUCAGGUUGGUGUGGUCUGUUCUGUGAUGAAUAGUAUCAUAGCAAUACUUCAAACUGCCAUCAGAAGGGUCAAUAUAACAUUGAAGAAUGUUGGGAAACAACCACCAGAAUCAAUGAUUGAUGAUGAUGAUACAGGUUCAGUUUCUUCAGAUGAUAUUAAGAAGAUUAAGAUGACAAAUGAUCUCUCUGUACAAUCACAAGAUCUUGAUGAGUCUGAAAUAUCACCUACCAAAGCUGGUGUAUUCAGUAAUGCUCCAUCACCACUCCAUUUUUCUUUAAUAGAUUCUGAUAAUGAAUUUGAUGAAGGUGACAAAACAGAUGAAGAAAAUAAUGAGGAAAAUAGCAUGUUCUCUAAUGAUAUAAAUGAAGUGUCAUUUGGUAAACAAAGUAAAAUAGAAUUUAAUGGAAACUAA
Entrophospora candida is the source of this 456-nucleotide messenger RNA. The record is from the annotation of a GenBank genome assembly. NCBI's taxonomy places the organism in Eukaryota, Fungi, Glomeromycota, Glomeromycetes, Entrophosporales, Entrophosporaceae.